AUGCGCUGCGAUACCGUUCUCAUUCCGCCCUAUGGCUUCACCGCAAUACAGUUCGAGCUCGACAACCCCGGUGUCUGGCCUUUCCACUAUCACCUCGCCUGGCACCUGAGCGGCGGUCACGGCAUGAACAUCGCCUACAAAUACGACGAGAUUCUCCCGAUACCUAACGGUCUUAUUGACGAGGCGUGUGUUGACUGGGACUGGUACUCUGAGAACAACGGGCCGGUCGACCAGAUUGACUCUGGAGCGUGA
This is a messenger RNA of Recurvomyces mirabilis, 252 nucleotides long. RefSeq lists its product as uncharacterized. Gene Ontology annotation, molecular function: copper ion binding; oxidoreductase activity. The record is from RefSeq and is a predicted model, not a curated record. The transcript has a single exon. Bases 1 to 252 code for a protein of 83 amino acids. NCBI's taxonomy places the organism in Eukaryota, Fungi, Ascomycota, Dothideomycetes, Mycosphaerellales, Teratosphaeriaceae.